AUGUCAGUCCAAACGUCGGUGGAAAGCAUGACUGCUACCAUCGGCGGGUACGGGCAGGAGCAAUCCUCUCUGCGUGUCGCCAUCGGUCACAACUCUAAUAUGGCGGGAGCAGGUCAUAUUAGUUUCAAAGCUACUGCCACCAAAACGCCUUACUGCAAGCUGAGCAGCAUGGGUGCCGUGGUCGAAACGGACUCGGACCUGGAGAGCGUGCUCAGCGUAAGCAGAACGGAAGAAGAGAGCCUUCUCCGCUCGCCUGAACCAGGUUCCAGCUCCCUGCGUAAGGAAGGCCGGCUACAAGAGGACAUCUCCCAAGAGGAGAAGUCCAACCUAGCCUGGGCUGAGCAAAAGGUAGAAGAGGGGCGUCUGCACUACGCGCAGCUGCCUCAGAUGAAGGCGACGAAGGGCGACUUCGCCAAUAAGGUUGAGGAGAUGAUGGCCACCACAAGGCAACGCUCGAUCGAGAGUGUCAAGGACACUCCGGCGGGCAAGCGGCAACGCGGGCCCAAGAAGCCCAAGCAGAAGGACAAGUUGAGCGACGUGUCCAAGAGACACCUCAUAGUGGCCCUGAUCGACCGCAGCGACGAAAAUGGGAAGAUGACGGCGGCGCAGUGGAAACAGGUCCACGCCCAACUGGUAGAAUCCCUUUUCGCGCGAAUGGAGGACGCGCCGAACGCUUCCAUGCCCACCUUCGACGGUGCGGGAUGGCUGAACGGGGUGAAGAUCCUCAAAUGUAAUGAUUACCCGACGAGGAAGUGGCUGGUGCAAGUGGUGCCCCAAUUGGAAGCUCUGUGGAAGAGGGCCAAGGGGGGGUAG
Drosophila obscura is the source of this 813-nucleotide messenger RNA. RefSeq lists its product as uncharacterized. The coding region runs from base 1 to 813 and encodes 270 amino acids. The record is from RefSeq and is a predicted model, not a curated record. Lineage: Eukaryota; Metazoa; Arthropoda; Insecta; Diptera; Drosophilidae. The transcript has 3 exons.